Molecule: messenger RNA, 255 nt
Organism: Epithele typhae
Lineage: Eukaryota; Fungi; Basidiomycota; Agaricomycetes; Polyporales; Epitheliaceae
Exons: 2
Coding region: 1-255 (84 amino acids)
Source: RefSeq, a predicted model, not a curated record
AUGCAGUUCAAGCUUUCCUCCCUCCUCGCCGCCGCCCUCCUUGCUACCGGGGCUCAAGCAGGCCCCGCCCUCUACGGCAUCUGCCAGACCGGCUGCAACACCCUCGCCUUCGCCUGCUACGCCGGCGCGGGCUUCACGUUCGGAACCGUCACCGCCGGCCUCGGCAUCCCCGCCGUCAUCGUCGGCUGCAACACAGCGCUGGGCACCUGCUCGGCGGCCUGCGCCGCCGUCACGCUCCUCGCCCCGACUCCGUAG